Messenger RNA from Erigeron canadensis, 1355 nucleotides. RefSeq names its product DNA damage-repair/toleration protein DRT100-like. NCBI's taxonomy places the organism in Eukaryota, Viridiplantae, Streptophyta, Magnoliopsida, Asterales, Asteraceae. The coding region runs from base 33 to 1130 and encodes 365 amino acids. Gene Ontology annotation, molecular function: protein binding. The transcript has a single exon. The record is from RefSeq and is a predicted model, not a curated record.
AUAUAAAUAUAUAUACAAAACAAAAGAAAGAUAUGAGUGCCUACUCAUGGCUAAUGACAACUGUUUUGAUUUUGUUAGUCACUAAUGGCGUAACUGCCUGUCCGGCAUCUGAUCGGGCAGCUCUACUAGCCUUCAAAGCUGCCUUACACGAGCCUUAUUUAGGAAUCUUCGAUACAUGGAAAGGCAGUGACUGCUGUCACAAAUGGUACGGAAUAAGCUGCGACCCGACUACAAAACGGGUCGCAGAUAUAAACCUCCGUGGAGAAUCCGAAGAUCCGAUUUUCCAAAAAGCGAAACGAGUCGGAUACAUGAACGGCACUAUCUCUCCAGCUAUUUGCCAGCUGAGAAGGCUGUCAACUAUAAUUAUAGCCGACUGGAAAGAUAUUUCCGGUGUAAUUCCUAAAUGUAUCACAUCUUUACCUUAUCUUCGUAUUCUCGAUCUCAUCGGAAAUAAAAUCUCCGGUGAAAUUCCUUACGAUAUCGGUAAAUUAAGUCGGUUAUCGGUACUCAACAUAGCUGAUAACCGACUAACCGGCAGAAUGCCGAGAUCUAUAACGAAUCUUACUUCGUUAAUGCAUUUAGAUCUGCGUAACAAUUUAAUAUCCGGAACGAUUCCGAUAAACUUCGGUAAGCUUAGAAUGCUAAGCAGAGCAUUACUAAGCGGAAACCGAAUUUACGGAAACAUUCCAUACACAAUUUCUUAUAUCUAUAGGUUAUCAGAUCUAGAUUUGUCAUUGAACCGGUUUUCCGGUUCGAUACCAGAAUCGUUAGGGAAAAUGGCGGUUCUAGCUACAUUGAAUCUAGACGGAAAUAACAUAUCUGGUACAUUACCGCCUUCGUUGAUGAAUUCGAGUAUAAGUAUAUUGAAUUUAAGUAGGAAUGGAAUUGAAGGAAACAUACCUGAUGUGUUUGGGCCGAGAUCUUAUUUCACGGUAAUGGAUUUGAGUUACAACAAAUUGAAAGGAGCGAUCCCGAAAUCGAUUGAAGCGGCUUCGUAUAUCGGGCAUUUGGAUUUAAGUCAUAAUCAUUUGUGUGGUGCAAUUCCGUCUGGUUCGUGGUUUCAGCACCUGGAAGCUUCGUCGUUUGUUAAUAAUGAUUGUUUGUGCGGGAAGCCUUUGAAGACUUGUUAAAAAUGUGUCAUUCGCCGGAAGUUAAAACGUUAAUGUUGACGGAAGUUUUUACGCAGUGCGUUGAUGUGACGUCGUUUUAUCCGUGCGAUAAAAGGAGGGAGAUUUGAACUUAUGAUAUAAUAUAAUAAUAAUAAUUAUCAUGUAAUAUAAGGUCAUGGUAUUAUUGCGUACUCUCUUUAAUGUACUUAUGUUAAUAUUAGUAGAAUUACAAUAUAUCUUAAAUUA